Molecule: messenger RNA, 1976 nt
Organism: Tricharina praecox
Lineage: Eukaryota; Fungi; Ascomycota; Pezizomycetes; Pezizales; Pyronemataceae
Product: thiamine pyrophosphate enzyme, N-terminal TPP binding domain-containing protein
Exons: 2
Coding region: 80-1837 (585 amino acids)
Biological process (GO): fatty acid alpha-oxidation
Cellular component (GO): peroxisome
Molecular function (GO): thiamine pyrophosphate binding; magnesium ion binding; catalytic activity
Source: RefSeq, a predicted model, not a curated record
CUUGCAUGUAAGUAACCGCGACACCACCGACCUCCGACUUCUUCACCUUCACACUGCGGACACUCACAACACCCAAGCCAUGUCGCAACAACAAACCGGUGCACACCUGAUCGCCGAGACCCUGCGUGCCCUCGAGGUCCCCGUGAUCUUCGGCAUUGUCGGUAUUCCGGUCAUCGAGGUCGCCGAUGCCUGUAUCGCUGCCGGCAUCCGCUUCAUCUCCUUCCGGAACGAACAAGCUGCCUCGUACGCUGCUACGGCUUAUGGCUACCUCACGGGCCGUCCCGGUGUGUGUCUAGUAGUCGGCGGACCAGGUGUGCUUCACGCAAUGGCUGGAGUAGGAAACUCAAUGGUCAACACCACCUUUCCGCUCCUGCUUCUCGCCGGCGCCGCUCCGACAGGCGACAGUACAACGAAGGGCUCCUUCCAGCAGUUAGACCAAGUUGCGUUGCUGGCGCCGCACACGAAGCUUGCGCUGCGCCCACCGUCGCUCGAGCAGCUUCCCAACGCCAUCAGGGACGCCUAUCGUGCCGCCUUCUAUGGUCGUCCGGGCGCCACCUACGUCGACCUUCCCGCAGACUACAUCCAAGCACCCAUCCCAUCGUCUCCCAGCCGCAUUUCCGCCGUCGAGCAGGCACCAAAGAUCCUCGCCGAUCCGGAAAGAAUCCGCGCUAUCACCGCCGCCCUCGCAGCGUCCAAAUCGCCGCUCGUCAUAAUCGGCAAAGGCGCGGCAUACGCACGGGCAGAGGCGGAUAUCCGCGGGUUCGUAGACGCGACACAGAUCCCGUUCCUGCCCACGCCACAGGGGAAGGGCGUGGUACCGGAUUCUCAUCCGCUCAACACUUCCGCAGCACGCUCCGCCACGCUCAAGGGUGCCGACUUCAUCCUACUAAUCGGUGCGAGAGUGAAUUGGAUCCUGCAUUUCGGUACGCGUUUUAGGUCCGGCGCCAAGAUCGCACAGGUCGACAUUUGUGCCGAGGAACUCGGUCGCAACGGUGUCGACAGUAGUCUCUCCGUAAUCGGAGAUAUUUCUGCCGUGCUAGCACAGCUGCGCGAGCAACUAGGCGGAUAUGCACACCCAUCUUCCUCGCCAUGGCGAGGGGCGAUCCACGAGAGCAGUACGGCAAACACACGGAAAGCACGAGUAAAAGAAGAUGCCGUAACAGCUCCUGGGGAGCGCCUUAGCUACCAACGCACCUUCCGCAUAGUCGAAGACGCAUUGCUACAGCUCGCUGCUUCCCCAGAACAGCUGGUGUACGUGAGCGAAGGUGCAAACACGAUGGACAUCUCACGCUCCAUCUUCUCCAUCGCCGCCCCGCGCCAACGGCUGGAUGCAGGCACGUACGCGACUAUGGGAGUAGGCUUGGGCUACGCCAUUGCCGCGGAGAUGGCAUACAACCACUCGCCCUCAUCCUCAUCCUCACCCAAGCGCGUAAUCGCGAUAGAAGGCGACUCCGCACUCGGGUUCUCACUCGCCGAGAUUGAAACCAUGGCGCGGUACCGCCUGCCCAUCAUCAUCAUGGUCAUGAACAACGGGGGCGUUUACCACGGCAUCAGCGAUGACACCACGGAGUUUCGCGAGGUGUGGGAGAAGGAUGAGAGGAGAUUGGAGGGUACUUUGCCAUCGACUGCGCUGGGCUUCGAGACGGAAUAUGACGUCGUCGCGAGAGGGUUAGGGGCAAAAGGAUGGAGGGUGGAGACCGAGGAGGAGCUGAAGAGUGCCGUCGAGGAGGCUUGGAAGCAUCAGGGCCCCAGCUUGUUGAAUGUGAUUAUUCGGAGUGGUGCUGGGGGGAAAUUGAGCUUUGGCUGGUUGGAGAAGAAGGAGGGGGCGAAGUUGUAGCCGGGAUACGGACUUUUGAUAACGGAAUAAUACCAGACAACAAAGGCGAUUAGAAUUGUGCUUUUCUACCAACUACCUGUUAAUUUCUCUCCAUAAUGGGGCAUGUGCCGCGCUUCCACUUCAAGUAUUUGCAAGGGGG